CCCACAACCCGCUGCAGGAAAGCCAUAAAAUCAUUCUGACCAACCAAAUUUAAAACAAGCAAUUUAUGCGCAUCAGAAUAAAAUUCUAUUAAAUAUCGGAGAAGGAUCCAUCCACCAUCCACACACAUUUUGUCAGUCUCUCAAGUGAUCCCUUUAAGAUGCAUCGACACGUCAGAAUUUCAUAAAACCUGGCUGCUCGACCCUUGAAAACUCCAUAUCCCAUACAUAGAGUGCCGGCACUCAAUCUCACUCCUUAUGAUGUAACUAUUCAAUAUUCGUUCAUUAUUUCACUUUAUAUCCUUGUCCAUUCUCUGAAUAACCUCAAGAAUAUCCUGUUCUUACGCAUUCGCUAUGUGAGGUAACACUACACUUGAAAUAUUCAACUUUUCUGACCUGUCAUCAUAGAGAAAGUGCCGCAUUUCCAGCCGUAUACAAUCAUUGUCUUUCUCGAGAUGGAAGAGCUGAAAUCUAUCGAGAAACUCCCGGAUGAGAUUCUCUACCGAAUCCUUUUGCAAUUACUUUACCAAGAUUUUGACUUAAGGCCACCAUCUUGGAAUCCAUGGACUCAAUCGCCGCAUGUGCUCAAUUUUUGCUUGACGCAGAGGAGAUUCUACAGGGCAUAUUCUCUAUGUAAAUCGCAAACACCCGAGUCCAAACUUACACCUAUAUACAAACUCUCGAAUGAGAUAUUAGAGAAUAUACUUGAAUAUCUCGUUCAUAAUUCUGGAAAAUUGAUUCCUAUUGACCAUAGAGCCUCUUUAAGUGUAGAGAGUUUCCAGUCUAUGCCACCACAAUCGUUAGAGGACACAAAUAUUACCACAACUCUUGUAUGGGAUUUCCUAUUUGUUACCAAACAUCAAUCAAUUUCUGAUGAAAACUUUAUUAGAGCCGUACAUGUAAAAAAUUCUACAGUUUAUUGCUGGGGAGACAGUUUGCCCGUGUCUCCAUUCGAUGCUCCGAUGCUGGUUUUAACCGGUUACGGUUCUUAGUGGAAGAGCGACCUCACCUGGCGAAACACGUUAAGAAAUUCUCGUACAUGAUUCCUGUUUUUUAUCACCGAGGUAUUUUCUGAUCUUUUAACUACAAUCCGCAUUUCAACUAAUCCAUUCAAAGGUCUAAGUCAACUUCAGAUCCUAUUUGACGAGACUCACGCCGCGACACUCACUUUGGAGAGACAAGUAAACCUAAAACAAAUCACUAGCAAUACUCGUCAAGUCGAUAGAUCUCGGCCAUCGCUCAAGCAGCUUCGCACAAAGCUUGAUCGUAGCCGCAAGGAUGAGAUUACCAUUUUUCGAGUACUAUCACGAGCCCGGGAGCAGGCCACCAUUAUCAAUAAUAAAAUUGAUGUACAGAGCUUACUCCACGCUUUUCAAUUGUUCGACCACCUUCAACAGAUACGUCUCAUGAGGGUCCAAGACAAAGUAGAUAUAGAUUGGGCAUCCUUCCUCCGAGAAAGACGCUGGAUCGCCUUUUCUCAAAACAACAACAAUAACGAUAUAAGCGAUCCCAUUCUCUCCUUAGAUCUCGACCCCUUAGAAUGGACAGUUGCUUGCGAGCACUCAGCUCGAGCACUCGGCUACGCUUUUCUCGAGUCCAAAUCCCCUGCAACACGUUUCUCAAGCCGUUUCGUCAAUCCACGUAUCCCCUUACUUCUUAACCCACAUUCUCAUCACACAAUCUCUACACUAGCAAAUCGUCUCACAUGUCUGGAAAUACAAAUCCAAGAACCUUCAGAUGAUAAAAUGCAUCAACUUUCUAGUCUCUUCAAUACUUUCUUCACUUCUGCUCAUCAAAUCCAGGGUUUACAUGUCGGGUUUCCUUCCAAUAGACCUCUAACUCAUGUACCGCUCGAAGCGGUCUUCCAUCAUGUUACGUGGAAUAAUUUAAGAUAUGUAGGGUUCGGGGCGUGGCAUCUGGAAAGCGAGGAAAUUAUUAGGCUGUUGAGACGUCAUAAAUAUACGUUGAGGAGUGUGAGACUGAGGAGUGUAAAGUUGAAAGAGGGAAGUUCGUGGAUAGAGGUUGUGAGGAUGUUAAGGAGGGAAUUGAGGGAGUUGAAGUGGGUUAGUUUGAGGGGAAUUGGGUAUGUAAAUGCAGGUGGAAAUGGGAAUGGGAAUGGCGGCAUUGGAAUCGGAGUUGGAGGAGCAAAUCAAAUAGGAAAUCCCAAUGUAGGCAACGCCGUGGACAUUGACGACGAUAGCGACGAUAGCGACGAAGAAUUAGAUUUCGAGGAUACAGCCAUUGGAGAUCGCACCUUAAGUCACCACAGUAGCUCUGUUCAUUUACCUUCUUCUUCUUCUUCUCCCUCGAAUAAAGGUAACACUACAGACGCGAGAGAAUCGGACAAAACAAGAACAAGAAGCAUAGAAAGCAGGGCGGCAGUUGGAGCAGUAACGUGUGAAUGUGGGAAUGGAUUCGCGAUGCAAGAUUUGGGCUACGGAGGUAGUGAAGGUGUGGUGUUGAAGCAUCAUUGGAAGUUUUGGGAAUUGUGGGCUGUGAAGAGAUGUGCCGUGCAUGAUUCAUGAUGUGUGGUUGGUGGUGGGUGGUGGGUGAUGGAACUUGGGCUUUGGAGAGAUAUUUUGUUUGGAGGGCUUUGGCUUUGGGGUAUGAUAAUUUAUGGGUGAGGUCGUUGGGUUGGGGACUGGUUUGUAAGUAUGGUUUAGGUUGGAAUUAGUACGGUGGGUGGA
Molecule: messenger RNA, 2684 nt
Organism: Sclerotinia trifoliorum
Lineage: Eukaryota; Fungi; Ascomycota; Leotiomycetes; Helotiales; Sclerotiniaceae
Source: the annotation of a GenBank genome assembly